Molecule: messenger RNA, 641 nt
Organism: Phytophthora sojae
Lineage: Eukaryota; Oomycota; Peronosporomycetes; Peronosporales; Peronosporaceae
Exons: 1
Coding region: 1-552 (183 amino acids)
Biological process (GO): protein dephosphorylation
Cellular component (GO): protein phosphatase 4 complex; cytoplasm; nucleus
Molecular function (GO): protein phosphatase regulator activity
Source: RefSeq, a predicted model, not a curated record
AUGACAUCCGCCUCGCUGGAGCAGCAGAUCCAGGCCACGGAGCAGGAGCUCGCGGGCUUCGCGACCGGCAGCGUGACGAGCAUCUCGCCGACGCUGGAGAAGGUGCUGCUCGAGAUGCGCCAGACCGGCGUGCCCUGCUACGCCUGGGCGCACCUCAAGGUGCUGCUGCUGGCCAAGCUGCAGCUGGCGCUGGACGAGAUGGACGCCAAGGACGCCGCCAGCAAGAGCCGCCGCGCCAGCGUCACGCAGCUGCUGCAGACCUUCGAGAGCCCGCCCUUCACCCUGCAGCGGCUCACGGAGAUCAUCCUCGAGCCGCACAAGAGCUACCGCAGCCUGCCCAAGCUGCUCAACGCGCUCGAGAAGCUGCUGGCCGUGAGCUCCACCAUCCAAGUGGUGGACCCGCGCACGGCCCAGGCCAUCGUUCAGCAGUUCCAGAGCCCCGCGCCGCUCGAGGUCGACAGUCCCAUCGCGCAUCCCGUGGCAGCGGCUGGAGCUGAGGGCGACGUGGCCACCCGAGCGCCAUGGAGCGCCGAAGCGGAAGCCGCCGCCUAACAUUUUGCGGCGGCAGAACACACAUAACGACCACAAAGUGCCAACUACUACGUAGUACCGUACUCUCUUUUUAUCUAAACACGGACUCG